Messenger RNA from Melanotaenia boesemani (Boeseman's rainbowfish), 1094 nucleotides. RefSeq lists its product as uncharacterized. The record is from RefSeq and is a predicted model, not a curated record. The transcript has 6 exons. The coding region runs from base 1 to 1020 and encodes 339 amino acids. Gene Ontology annotation, biological process: response to bacterium. NCBI's taxonomy places the organism in Eukaryota, Metazoa, Chordata, Actinopteri, Atheriniformes, Melanotaeniidae.
AUGAUUCUGUUAUGGGUGACACUGCUUCUCCUUCAUCGAGGAUACACGCUGGUUCCAGUGGUCAAAGUUCAGCAGGGGGAACCUGUGAGGAUGACAUGUUGUUUUCCUGAAGUACAACACAGGAAAACAAAAGUUUACUGGUACAAGCAGGACGCAGGGGAUAGUCUGACAUCAAUUGUGAUGCUAAAUCAAAAUACAAACCUUGCGUAUGGACAAAAAUUCCCUCCUUCAAGAGUGAAGGCAGAGUCUAAUGAGACAUGCACCAGCCUGACUAUUUUGUCAACAAUUCAAGAAGAUGAGGGAAUGUAUCACUGUGCAGCCAUUGACUGGACCACUGCAUUUUGGAGUGCGACUUAUCUGUCAUUAAAAGGAAACUCAGAGAAGACAUCAACUUACACAGUUGUCCAGAGGCCAAAAAUAUUUGAUCCAGUCCAUCAAGAAGACACUCUGCAGUGUUCAGUCAUCUCUGAACAUGAGAACAAGGCAUGUUCGGAAGAUGUUCAUUUGUUCUGGUUCAGAGCUACAUCACAUAAAUCUCUUCCAGACAUCAUCUACGCUGAAGGAAACGGACACAACAAAUGUAACAAGAUAUCUCAGACUCAGGAUAGAUGUGUUUAUAAUUUCUCCAAGAGCAUCAGUUCCUCUGAUGAUGGGACUUACUACUGUGCUGUGGCCACAUGUGGAGAGAUUCUAUUUGGAAAUAGAACCACAGCUGAUGCUCAAGAGCAAACAUCAAGUUUUCAGUUUCCCGUGCUGAUGAUGACAAUAAUUUUCUUGGUCAUUUCUGUGACUGGAAAUAUAGUUUUGAUCUGCUACAAAACUCCACGAGCAGCACGUGGACGAUUUAAUAGGAUGGAAAACACUUCUUCACAAAGAUGUGAUAACUUAACUCAACCAGGAGAGACUGAAGAUGGACAUGAUCUGAACUACGCUGCAAUUAAUGUGGGACAAGCAAGAGGAAAGAAGAAGAGAGAGUCGAGGACUGAAGAAAGUGUGUAUUCACAAGUAAAAUACAGAUAAAUAUCCAUUUCUGUGCGCUGGUGUAGGUUGAUAUAAACUCCAAUAUGGACUUUUUAUGUAAGUAAAUAGAUAGA